Saccostrea cuccullata (small rock oyster) is the source of this 2648-nucleotide messenger RNA. RefSeq lists its product as uncharacterized. The record is from RefSeq and is a predicted model, not a curated record. The transcript has 13 exons. The coding region runs from base 1 to 2445 and encodes 814 amino acids. Lineage: Eukaryota; Metazoa; Mollusca; Bivalvia; Ostreida; Ostreidae. Gene Ontology annotation, molecular function: chitin binding.
AUGUCCAAUGCUUUAACUUUCACUUUCUCUUUUCUCACAGAGUUGAAUUGUAGAGUCCCAUCAGAUAUUGUGUUUGUUUUGGACGGUUCCGAAAGUCUAAAAGACGAUGACUUUAAAAGUAUGAAAAAGUUUGUGAACAAUUUACUACUGGGAUAUCCAGUAGAAGAAAACUACACGAGAAUCGGCGUGAUUGUGUUCGGAACCUAUCCAGCCGAUACCAUAGAACUAACGUCAACGUACAACAAAUAUUUAUUAGCGGCAAGAAUUGAAAAUCUUGCUCACCCUAAAUCCGGUACCGGAACCGCUCGGGCGUUAGAAUCCAUGAGGGAAAUGUUCCGAACUAAAAGUACACGUGACUUUGUCCAUCGCGUGGGAGUGGUCAUCACGGACGGUCGUUCCGCUCGACCGGAUCAGACCAAAAACCAGGCAGCCAUGGCGAGGGCAGAGGGCAUCACUCUGUUAGCUAUCGGAUUCGGAUCUAGUAUCUUCAGAACCGAAUUAGAGACAAUUGCAACUGCAUCCAAUGUGUUCAGCGUGGCUAAUUCUUUCAAUGACUCCCUGGAGAGGGUGGAUGCCGCAUUGAGACCCUUAGUCUGUGAAGCACCACCUGUAAUUGUAUUAUCUGGUGGAUCUACCGUUCUUCUGGGAGGAAGUAUUAUCUUAACUGCCACAAUAAGCACAUCUUCAAACAUCACCUCCAUGAAAUGGCAGAAGGUCACAGGAAGUGGCGUUGUAACAGAUAUAGACAUUGCGUCAUCUUCUGGGAAAUACUCUGGAAGCACUGUUUCUUCGUUAAAUCCAAGACUUGUUAUCAAUAAUGCUAAUUAUAAUGACGGCGCCAUCUAUCGGCUGGUUGUGACAAAUACUGGAGGAGAGACUACCAGUAAUCUUAUUGAAAUCCGAGUCGUCGAACUCCCAAGCAUUACCAUAAGCGGAAGUUCUAUUGUUGGAUACGGAAGUACAGCUACAUUGUCAGCUGUUAUUUCCGCCACCGUCCAGAUUCUGUCCGUCAGGUGGCAGAAAGUGUUUAGUAACGGAGCCGCUUAUGACAUCGACGUGAUAGGAACUUCCGGCAAAUACACCGGAAGUACUAACUCUAUAACUAACCCUGUUCUUGUGAUCAAUGGCGUUGACAGCACGGAUGAGGCUAAUUACCAGUUGGUAGUCACUACGGCCCUCGGAGAGGUGUCUAGUAACCAGAUAAACCUUAUCAUAACAGGAGGCCCCACUAGUCCAAUCACUACAACAAAGGCUCUACCUUUCACUACGGACAGAAUCAACUCAAUAGCACCUGAGCUUUGUCCAAAUUGUAUCAUUGGUCGAAACUGGGGCUAUAAAUCCGUAGCUGGAGAUUGUACAAAGUUCAUCUACAUGCUACCUGAUGCUGACGGAAAGGCCCUGGAAUUCAUGCACGUGUGUCCUUGGGGACAGUUUUGGAAUCUGAAUCAUCUAACAUGUCAACCCGCCCACGAAGUAUACUGCCCGGAUAGUCCUUGUAUCGGGAAGAUUGCUGGCACUAUAGCAAUGGCGGACCACUGCAGUGCAUUCUGGGUAUGUCUGAAUGGAACCGCGGUGGCUUCCUGUUGUCCGUCCGGCAAUAACGCUUACGUACAGGGCGUGGGCUGCACCACGGAUCCAACCUGUUUGUCAGAUUGUCCUCCAAAAGAUAACAGAAUUGUCGCCCCUGUUGUUUGCACAAACUUUCCUGAUGUUACUGAUGAACAGAAAUUUAUACAAAUGGCGCCGUCUGGAAACAUCUCUAUGCGCUGUCCGCUAGGAACCGCUUUCGUCGCCGCUGAUUGCGGCUGCACCAGGAUGGUCACCAUUCUGCCUUCCUCAAAUCUUAAUGAAUGUAAACCGGAAGUAAUCAUGACUUUUGAUGACCCGUCUAGACCCUUUGCGGACUCCUCCACGAAUGGCAUCACCGUCACGUACGAAUACGUCGAUAUUGACCCAGCUCUGAGAAUGGCCAAAUUCAACGGAUCUGGAAUGAUCAAUCUCUACCGCUUCGCAUUCGUUGAUUUUCAGGAGAGCCUCGUUAUCAGGCUUGAGUUCCAGGAACUACCAGGUGGCGCUGAACAGCAGGCACUGGUUACCAAUUGUAUCUUCUCGUACCAGGAAGAGGCCACGAUAUCGAUGAUUGUGGAUAAGAAAAUCAGCGCUGUUAUCUUUGGAUUGGAGACUUCUGACGCCAAGGCAGAGUUCAUCGUGCCUUACACGAAAAAUGUGAUGAAUAAGGUAAUCUUUAUCUACAAUGGGGAGAAUGCAGUGGCAGUUAUUAACAACGUGAGGGCUAAUGUUAGACUUACAGGACACAUUAUUAAAAGACAGAGUGGUAUUGUUAUCGGAGCCGGAAGUCAAUUAGGGCAUUUUACCGGAUAUGUUGAUAACUUUGAACUUUUCAUGUGUCUACCAUCGGAGAUUGAUCAAUAUCUGAAAGACUGAAAUAUGCAGAUGUGAAUACAGUGUAUCAAUUCUACUGUGGACGAGAAACUAUGUACAUAUAUAGAUCCAUAUGGAUUAUGUUCUUUAUGAAAUGACUUGUAAAUCUGUGAAUACAUAACCAUUAGAAAUGACCAAUCUUUCUUACGUUCUACAUGACUGUUCUUGUUUUGCUUUGAGAAUAUUUAUUCUUAUUUUGAAUGCUU